Molecule: messenger RNA, 1557 nt
Organism: Cladocopium goreaui
Lineage: Eukaryota; Dinophyceae; Suessiales; Symbiodiniaceae
Source: the annotation of a GenBank genome assembly
AUGUCGCUCCAUAUCGCACCGCUGGUCUCCAUGAAGCAACUAGGACUUUCGUCAACGGCUGAGUUCCUUCUGUUUGCUGCUUUGGUCAUUGCCAGUUGGACUGUGCGAAACUUCAACAUGUCCAUCUUUUCCGUGGUGAUGAUGCAGCUGGAGAUCGGUGCUUACCUUUGCGACAUCGUGCCAUGGCUCCCUGCCAUUGCGCUCCUGCAGCUGGUCAUUGCCUCUGUGGCGUGGGCGGGAAUGAUUUUGGCGAGUUGCUUUGACGACUUCAGUUUCGUUCCAAUGGACCGACACUUGCACAAGGGCUGGCGCCACUUUCGCAGAUCGGCUGCAGCACAGCGGUGUUUUGCGCACGAGUUCUCCAGCCACUGUGUGGCGCAACUGGUCUUCGCCGACCUCCUUUGCCGGCAUCCGGCGAUGGACGGCCACGGGGCCAUCUAUGGAGCCCUGGUGAUCCAGGCCUUCUACGCCUUGAUGGUAUUGACAGCAGCAGUGCUGAUCUCACCACAUGCUCUUCCAUACAAUCUGGGAACGGUGCCGAGACCGCUUCGCUUUCCUGUGAACUUGCCCCCGAGCCUCCACGGAGACGGUGCCACUGACCGCUUCCUGGCGGCUAUUUCCUCCAAGAAGUCUUCCUCGGAGCAGACUUUAAUGGGCAGCUUCCUAUGUGAUGCGCUGAGAAAGGAGCUGGAAGUUGAUUGUGUUCUCUUCGACGGUGGCAACGUGCGAGGUGAUCGAGACUACUGUCCACAACCAGGGCAUCACCGGGGGUCCAAGUGGGCCUUCACUGUGGCCGAUCUGCGCCGCGAGCUGCCGUGGCCCUCAGAGAUGGCCACCGUGCGCAUGGAGGGACGGCAGAUCAGCGAGGCUGUUCAGGCGUCACGAGCCAAGGUGUCCACCCCGAGCCGUCGCCUGGGGAGCAAGGCUCCAGCUGUGCCCAACAUCGCUGGUAUCUCCAGAAGCUUUGAUUCUUCACACCAGUUGGCUGGUGGAUUUCUGCAAUGUGACAGCGGCAUGCAGGUUCGACCCGACAACUCUGUGUCUCAAAUUGCUGGCGAACCCAUCGAUUUCAAGAAGAGGUACACAGUCGGCGUCCUUUACAACGCCUUGAUGGGCAUGAAUCAAAAUCCCGUCUUCGAAAAAUGGCGAAAUGAACCAGGAAAUCGGAUUGUCGGUCAAUGCCCCCACGCGCGCGAGCUACUGACGCGACACUUCCUGCGACGGCUCUGGAAGCUGACGCAAAACAAGUUGAAUAUCAAGCAGGACGAAGACAUCUCCAGGGACAAGCUGCAUGCCGCCAUCCAGCAGGUGUUUCCGCGGGCCGGUGGCAACAUGCGGCGGUCUUUGCUCCGCAGGCUCCUUUCUACAGUGGUGGUAGAGGAUGGUUCAGGUCGUGGUUUCAAAAGUUCAGGUAUCACCUACAAAGAGUACCAGAAUACUCUCUCCAAGGUGAGUCAUGAAGAAGUUGAGGGCCACGACUAUGAACGAGAGUGCAAUGACCCAGAGAUGCAUGAGCGCUACAACACAGGUGGUUCCAGACAAGAAGAAGUGCCAUGA